This is a messenger RNA of Octopus bimaculoides (California two-spot octopus), 13542 nucleotides long. RefSeq names its product protocadherin Fat 1. Lineage: Eukaryota; Metazoa; Mollusca; Cephalopoda; Octopoda; Octopodidae. Gene Ontology annotation, biological process: homophilic cell-cell adhesion. Gene Ontology annotation, cellular component: plasma membrane. Gene Ontology annotation, molecular function: calcium ion binding. The record is from RefSeq and is a predicted model, not a curated record.
UCAGUCUUCCACCGUCUCACACACACCAACCACCACUACCUCUCUCACUCUGUCACUCGUUCUCAUACACUCAUACUCUCUCUCUCUCACACACACACACACACACACGUACACUACACUCACUCACACCUACACUCACAAGCGGCAGACACCCUCACUCACGUAGACUGAGCAGUUUUAGCUUAUGAUGCCUGCCUGUUCUCGCAGUCACUCUCUCUACAGACUUACACUCACACACACAGGAGCUUUUAUGCAGGAGUGUACAGAAAAACCAAGCAUUGUCUGCUUUUUGGAGUCUUACUUGGACAUUUAAAGGGAUUUAUAUAUAUAUAUAUAUAUACACACACUAACACAGACAACAAACAUACACAUUUGUAUAUAUAAAUACAUACAAACACAUUUGUAUAUAAACACACACAUAUAAGUGUGUAUAUAAUAUAUAUAUAUAUAUAUAUAUUGAGUGUUUAUAUAUAUAUAUAUAUAUAUUUAUAUAAUAUAAUAUAAUAUAUUUUAUUUACAUAUAUAUUGUUUUGCUUGGCUUUCCGUUUGCUUUCAUGGAAUCUAAUACAACUUGAUGACACCAAAGUUCAAGCCGAUACAAUGAUGCUUUCUGGCAUCACCUUUCUUUGGAAGUGGUUAGUCUGGUUGUUCACUCUACACAUCAGCUGCAGCUUAGCACAAACAACAAUAUCAAUACAGCCACCUUUCCAAUUCACACAGCCAAGCUACAAUGCCAGCAUUCCCGAAAACUCGGUGGGGAAAAUCUAUGUCCAAUCAACGCGGAAAAUGGGAAUAUCCGUCCGCGAUUCCUCGCUGGAAGUUUCCUUCUCGAUAAUAAAACGAGACGAUGAUAGUAUUUUUAAAUUAGAAGAACUGUUCAUUGAAGAUUUUUGGUUUCUUCGGAUACGAACUAACACAGGAAUUCUCCCCGGCAAGCUAAAUCGGGAGCUUCAUGAUCAUUAUACCCUAUACAUCAAAGCCGUGGCACAGAACCUGGGAGGCCUUAUAUUCGAGGCCGAUGCUAUUGUAUAUAUAUCUGUCCUUGAUAGGAAUGACUUAAUGCCUAUAUUUUAUAAUCCUCGAUACAAUAUAACGCUUACUGAAGACACAGCAGUGCACAAACGCAUAACGCAGGUGAGUGCAUCCGAUGCAGAUAUAGGAAUAAAUGCUGAAAUCUAUUACAGUUUUGUUGAAGCCACCAAUACAUUCGCUAUCCAUCCCACAACUGGAGUCAUUACACUCACACGCCCAUUAAAUUAUCAGGACCGAAGUGAAUAUGAACUUGAAAUCCUUGCCAGUGAUCGUGGGCACAAAAUCAGUCAUAGCCAGAGUAUAUCACGAGGUCGUGCUAAAUUGUUCGUCACAGUUCAACAAGUCAACCUAUAUCCCCCAGAAUUCUCAGUUGAAAAUUUACCAUCUUUGGUGGAACAUGGCAACAUCGGAACUGUUUAUGCCAUUGUUCGUAUCGAAGAUCAGGACACUGGUAAUAAUGGCAAGUUAAAUAUGCCACAGAUCAUCGAUGGGGAUCCCAAUGGUUAUUUCAUGUUGAAAGCCGGUAAAUCUCGAGAAGAGUUCCUCAUUAUAGUCCAAGAAAACCUUGACCGAGAAGACAGCCCUGAUGGUUUUAAUUUAACCCUUUAUGUUUCUGAUCAAGGAACACCCAGUCUAAAUUCUACAACAGUAGUCCCAGUGGACCUUCAAGACAUGAAUGACAAUUCUCCAGUUUUCAGUCAAGCCAUUUACCAGGCCAGUAUUGAUGAGACGGCAUUGGUCAAUUCUCCUGUGAUAUUUAUUAAGGCUGGAGAUGCUGAUGCUGGCAAAAAUGCCAAAGUUCAUUACACCAUAACUGGCGGCAACGUAGAUGGAUAUUUCCAGAUAGAUCCUAUAUCUGGACUGAUCACUACGGCAUCAGUGUUGGAUGCAGAGACUGUAUCUGAUGUGGAACUUGAAGUGUGCGCUGAGGACGAAGCAAACUCUGGGGCCAGGAAAAGCGGUGCUGCAAUAGUGCACAUAGAUAUCAAGGAUUGUAACGACAACACCCCAGUGUUUAACAGCACAGGUGAUAUCUUUUAUGUGGAUGAAAACUCUCCAAUUAGUAGUGUUGUCGGCCAAGUGACCGCUACAGAUAUUGACAAAGACGAAAAUGGCUAUUUCAGUUUGACCAUUGCUAAUAUCAACACGGUACCAUUUGAAAUUGAACCGUUUGCAGGGCAUUUGAAGUUGACCCAAGUUCUUGAUUAUGAAUCCAUGAAGGACUCCUACAUCCUCAAGAUCCGUGCUUCCGACUGGGGCAGUCCAUUUCGCCGAGAAGCAGAAACACAAGUUACAGUUAAGAUCCGCGAUGUGAAUGACAACAAGCCCCGGUUUGAGAGUCUGUCGUGCAUGGUUUAUGUGUCAUCCGACAUCGAGAACGACACUGCUCUGUUGGUUGUUUCAGCCAUUGACUUAGAUAUUACAAGUAUUGUUAGUUACAGCAUUGAUAAAGGGAACGAAAAGAACUACUUCUCCAUUCACACAGAACGGGGCGAUAUAUUUUUGAGUGUUCCGACAACUGAGUUGCUUGAGAGUAAAUUCACGCUGGCCAUUGGUGCAACGGACGGCAUCCAUGCUGCUGACCCUAUGGAAAUGACCGUUGUUAUUGUAAAUAAAGAGGAAGCUGAUAGACAACUCUUAGACAACUCAGUGUCAUACAGUUGCCAAAAAUCUAAUGCCACCAAAGUUCUUGAGAAAAUGCUUUUAAAGAAGCAGAAGGAUAGUGAAAAUAACCAAGAUUUAAUGGCUGAAAUGCCAGACGAAUAUCGGUACAACAUCAACCCUCCAGAGUUUGCUUUUGAUAUGCCAACUAAUAUUACCAUCAGGGAAGAUAAACCUGUCACUUUCAGCAUCUUAGAAAUUCCUGUUUCUGACAGUGACCCUGGCUAUAAUGGUAAACUUACUUAUGUUUUAUCAAAGGGAAAUGAGCAAGGCAAGUUUUCCAUUAGUAACGAAGGAAAAUUGUACAUAUUAUCUGAGUUAGACCGAGAGAAGAAGGAUAACUAUGAAUUGGUCAUCACAGCUGCUGACCUUGGCAAACCAAGCAAAACGGCUUCAAGGAAUAUCACUGUGACUGUCUUGGAUGUCAAUGAUUGCUCACCAGUUUUUGAAAGGAACCAUUACGCUGUCAAUGUAUCAGAGAACAUAAAUCUCAAUGCCACCAUCACACAGGUUUAUGCCACUGAUGACGACACGGGGCAAAAUGCUGAGAUUCGAUAUACCAUCAUAUCAGACACUGACGAGUUCAAAGUCGACAACCACUCCGGAAUUAUCCGGGUGAAUGCAUUGCUGGAUCGAGAAAGACAAGAGGUUUAUAAUGUUUUAGUCCAAGCCAGUGACAAGGGAUCAGAAAUUUCCCUUUCAUCAACAACGACCGUCACUAUACAUGUAACAGAUAUAAAUGACAACUUACCGAAAUUCUCUCCAGAGAUUUACGACAUCAAGAUCCGAGAAGACUUGCCAAUUGGUGCUGUGGUAACCACGCUGACGGCCUACGAUCCAGAUCUUGGGUCUGGCGGGGAAGUAACUUACAGCCUAAUUUAUGGCACAGAUGGUAAAUUUGAAAUUGAUGAAAUUACAGGAACGGUGAGAGUGUCACAGAAAUUGGAUUUCGAACAGAAACAAGUAUACAACAUAACAGCCCAAGCUCAGGAUAAUGGUGGUUCACCUCUAUUGUCAUCAUGCUUUAUCAACAUCGAGGUGAUUGAUGUUAACGAGAAUUUGUACCCACCUGUGUUUAGUAGCUUCGUUGCAAUCGGUUACGUUCGUGAAGACGAACCGAUUGGCACAGCUUUCAUGCAAGUUUCUGCUAUAGAUGCAGAUGCCCCGGAAGAUGAUCUUACACCUAUAAUGUAUUCCAUACGAGAUGGUUCUGGAUUAGGACGUUUUACCAUUGACAAUAAUGGGACAAUCCGUACAGCUCAAGUCCUUGACAGGGAGACUGUGUCCCAUUACUGGCUCACUGUCUACGCUCAGGAUAAAGGACUGGUCCCCCUGUAUGGCCAUCAAGAAGUAUUAAUCCGUAUCAACGACACAAAUGAUAAUGUCCCACAGACCGAGGAACCUCUUUACAAUGCAUCCAUUCCAGAAAACAGUGGCUCUGGUAUUGGAAUAAUCAGAAUUCAGGCAUACGACCUCGACACUAGUCUCAAACAGAAUCUAACAUUUGCAAUCACCGGUGGAAAUUCUGAACGUUACUUCAACAUAGAUUCGUUAACAGGUCAAAUCUUCACUACAAGCCGCAAACUGAACCGGGAAUCAAAAGAAGAACAUAUACUCACGGUCACAGUGAAAGACAAUGGAGUCCCCAACUUGAGCUCAUCAACCCAAGUCAUUGUUCACAUUGAAGACGAGAAUGACCAUGCCCCAGAAUUUAUCAACAGCCCUUACCGUCUUCAGGUGCCUGCUUCUCCAAAGGGUACCAAACUGUUCCGCGUGAUGGCCAAAGACAUUGAUGUGGGCAACAAUGCAGAAAUCACUUACUCCAUAAAAAAACGGAAAGUACAACGUUUCAUGAUUGACCCAACAACUGGUAUAAUUUCAUGUCAGGAAGACCUCAUAGCUGGAUCCAAUUUUGAAUUUAUUGUGAAAGCAACAGAUCAUGGGAGUCCAGCCCUGAAGUCUACUACAAAAGUAAAGAUCAAAGUGGUCAAGGUGAAGAAGUACUCAACGAACCCACCAUUGUUUAAUAAGAAGCAUCUGUCUGAGGAAAUUAUGGAGAAUGAUCGAGUUGGCAAAUGGAUUGUGCUAGUUCAGGCCUUUGAUAUGGAUAGGGACAAAAUUUGGUAUUCUAUCGCGGAUGGUAAUGAAGACCACACAUUCAGCAUUGGCCCAGAAGAUGGCAUGAUAUUUAUAGCCCGUAAACUAAACUGGGAGGUGAAGAAUCACUACAAUUUGACCAUUAAAGCCACAGAUGGACAGCAUCAGGAUUUUGCAUGGCUUGAAAUCAAGGUCCUCGAUGUAAACGACAAUCCACCAAUAUUUGACAAGAAAGAAUAUAUUGGCCAAGUUUAUGAAUCUGUCGCUAUUGGUAAACAGGUUCUGCAAGUGUCUGCUACUGACCAAGAUAAUGGUAGACUCUUCUAUUCCUUGUCUUCAGCAACAAACCCUGCAAGCAAGUCAAAAUUCCACAUCGAUUCAGAAACUGGUGUAAUACGAGUGAAGGAGAAAUUGGAUCGUGAAGUCCUGGCUCGGCAUGAGUUGGUAGUGAUGGUGAGGGACCAAGGUUUACGUUCCAAACGUAACAUGUGCCGUGCUGUCAUCAUGGUACUCGACAACAAUGACCACAGUCCAGAGUUUCUGUCCGACAUAUUUGAAGGCCGAGUAUUCGAGACUGCAGCUAUAGGCACUUCCGUCCUCCAAGUCGUUGCUGCUGACCAGGACAAAGGAAUCAAUGCAGAGAUACGCUACAGCAUUUUAUCAGGGAAUACAGGAGGUGCUUUUGCCAUUGAUGAUACCAUGGGAACUAUAACUGUGGCGAAACAGUUGGACCGAGAGGGUCAGUCUGAUUAUGUUCUGUCUGUGCUGGCCACUGAUUUUGGCUCUCCACAACUCAGCAGUACUGGAACUGUCCACAUAUCGGUGACUAUUUCAAAUAACGCACCCCCAAAGUUCCCCCACAAAGAGUAUGUGAAAGAAAUCCCUGAGAAUGAACCUGUUGGGGUGAUUGUGUCGACAGUGGUCGCCGACAGUAGGUCGUCUGUCGUGUACUUAAUCACCAGCGGAGAUCCAAAAGAAAUGUUUCGGAUCAAUCCCAACUCGGGUGUUUUAUCAACGAACAAAGUCUGUGACUAUGAGGAGCAAAUCUUUUAUAACCUGACAGUAACUGCCAUGAACAUCAUUGGCCGAUCAACAAGUUGUUCAGUUCUGAUUCACAUCAUUGACAAGAAUGACAACAAUCCAGUCUUUGAGAAAGAACUUCACCAUGGAUUUAUCAUAGAACAAGCACCGGUUGGUUCUAUAGUUCUCAAUGAAGAUAGGUUUCCACUCGUCAUCAAAGCGACUGAUGCUGAUAGCGGCAUGAAUUCACUUCUACAGUAUGAAAUUGUUGAAAACAAGAUACAGUCUGUUUUUUCAGUCGACAGUAACACUGGAGCCAUUCGAACAGCAAGCUUACUCGACCACGAGGUGUUGGCCGACUAUGAGUUCACAGUGCGCGCUUUUGAUCUUGGCAGACCUCAUCUUCUCGCUUUGGAAUCGUCUCGGGUUAAAAUCCAUGUUCUCGAUACGAAUGACUCACCACCCAGAUUCUCUCAGGAUGUCUACAAUGUCUCUCUACUUCUACCAACAUUCAGAGAAGUUGCUGUUCUUGUGUUAAAUGCCACUGAUCCAGACACUGGAGUUGGCAGCAAACUGACAUACAAGAUAGAUCAGGGCAACGAGGAUGGGACAUUUGAACUUCAGCCUGACACUGGAGUACUUUCUGUCACCAAUGACACAGACAUCAGCAGUGUGUAUGACUUGACCGUCACGGUCAGUGAUGGAGUAUAUGAAACAUCUGCUGAGAUCUUCAUAACGGUCCUACGAAGCAAUGAGACUAGUUUGGUGUUUACGAAAAAUGAUUACCAGGUGGAAGUGAUGGAAAACGUAGCCACAAACCAGUCUCUAACAGUUCUACAGUUAACUGGAUUGAUUCUCAACCAACAUGUCACCUUCAAGUUGUUAAAUCCCAAUGAUAUGUUUACGAUUGGGGCCACUUCUGGUGUUCUGCACACAAUUGGCAAGCCUUUUGAUCGAGAGAAGCGAUCAAGUUAUAGAUUAGUGGUCGAAGCUAGAGAUUCUCAACAAGAACCAAGAUAUGCUCGUGCCAUUGUCCAUGUAGAAAUUGCUGACCAGAAUGACAAUCCCCCUAUCUUUGUGAAUCAACCUUACAAUUCUGUGAUUUCAGUUGAGUCAAAGAUAGGAGACCUCAUCAAACAGAUUUCAGCAGUAGACAAAGAUAUUGGCAGAAACAAAGAACUGUCCUUCAGAAUCGUUGCUGGAAACAACCAGAGCCUCUUCUCCAUCAAUAACGUCACAGGACACAUCAGAGUCAACAAAAUCUUAAAAGACUAUGAAAAUCAAGAAUUCCGGUUGAUAGUUGAAGCAGCAGAUAAUGGUGAAAUUCAGCAGAUUUCACGCUGCAAGGUACCUAUCAAAAUCAUAACGAAAGCAACCCCAUUAUUUGAGAAACAGUUCUAUAACAUCACUGUUCCAGAAAACAUUGAACUUCACUCUCCAAUUCUCAGUCUACAGGCCGUUAGUCCAAAUGGGCAAAAGUUGGUCUAUUCCAUCACAGGUGGAGAUGUCUUCCAUGAAUUUACAGUAGAUUUCAACACAGACAUGGAAGUUCUAGGCCCGUGUGUUGUGUCAGUGAUUGAUGUUCUGGACUACGAGAAGAUCAACCAGUACAAUUUGACCGUCCGAGCUGCUGAUGUACUCACUGGUGUAUAUACGGAAGCUUUCAUUUCUAUCAACAUAAUGGAUGUCAACGACUGUAACCCAGAAUUUGUCAGUGAAGUGUACAGUGUUUCUGUAUCGGAAGCCAUUCUGAUAGGGAGUUCCGUGGUUCAAGUCCUGGCCAAGGACGAUGAUAGUGGCAUCAACAAGAUGAUAUUUUAUCGCCUAGCUCCAGCAGUUGGUGUAGAAGACGACACAAAAUACUUUCAGAUCAAUCCAGGCUCUGGUGUCAUUCACACAGUACUUCAGCUUGACCAUGAGAUCAAACCAGUCUAUAGAGUGUCCGCAGUGGCCACAGACAGUGGCAACCCAGCACGCAGUUCUUCGGUACUGGUCAACAUCCGUGUACUGGACCUCAACGACAAUGCUCCUACUUUCCCACAGUACUAUUACGAUGUAACAAUCUCUGACCAAUCUUCAAGGAACCAGUUCGUGACUAAACUUCACGCCAAUGACCCGGACAGUUCCAAUGCUAAUUUGCUCCGCUAUGCCAUCGCUGGCGGCAAUCACAGACAGACGUUUCAAAUCGAUGCUAAGUCAGGUAUUCUACGCAUCUCUCCAAACCGGUCACCAAGGCUGGAAUCCUUCUAUGACCUCAGUAUCUCUGUGAUGGAUGGCGUGUUCACGAGUUACACCCAGGUGAGAAUCAAUGUGAAAAACAGCAACAAUCAUGCGCCACACUUCCCACAACAGUUCUACUCCUUCAAAUUCCCUGAAAACUACCCGAUUGAGGUUCUAAUUGGGACCUUAACUGCAGUUGACCAAGAUACUGGUUAUUAUGGUCAGCUCAGCUAUUCCAUUAUUAGUCAGUCGGCCCAAAAGAAUUUCAGAAUUGAUGCUGACACAGGAGAAUUGUUUUCUUUGAUCCAAUUUGACCGUGAGAAAGAAUCUAAAUAUAUGAUUCCUGUAGCUGCUGAAGACAGUGGUGGUAGAAUGGGCUUUACCACCGUCUAUGUCCAUAUUAGCGACCAAAAUGAUAAUCUACCUCAGUUCUACAUUCGUGACUACAAAGCUUCAGUUUAUGCCAAUUCUUCCAUCGGAACCAGCAUCGUCCAGGUAAAAGCUCUUGACCCAGAUGAAGGUAAAAAUGGUGAGGUUGUCUACUCUUUAUACCUAGAAGAUGACAAUGAGGUGAUGCAGUUGUUUGCUAUUGACAACAAAACUGGGGUUUUAACUGUCAAGGGCAGCAUACGAGAAAAAGCCAACCAAGUCUACCAGUUUUUUGUGUCUGCCACAGACCAAGGGGCAUUGAGCCUUGAGAAUAACGUUCCAGUAGAAGUUGUUAUCAUGGGUGAUAAGGACAUCCCUCCACGCUUCCAGUCCAAGUCACGUUCACCGCAGGUUUACCACAUCAACGAGGUGGAGAAUCUUUCCGAUGCCGUGUGCGUAGUUGAAGCAGAGGGACCCGAAGUGAUCGACUACAAGAUGAACUCUGGUUACACAGAGAAAACCAACAAUCCACCUACCUUCGCCAUCACCAGCGAAGGUCGAGUGCGUCUCAUUCGAUCACUGGACCGUGAAAGAUCCAAGGAUUAUAUAAUUACUGUGCAGGUCAUGACAACAACAACUCCACUCUUAGUUGACCAAACUGAAGUACAGAUACAUGUUGUUGAUAUCAACGAUAAUGCACCGCAGUUUGACUCAAAGCCAUAUAGCAUUCGAGUGGCCGAGGAUACAAAACCAGGUUCAGUUCUCAUCCAAGUACAUGCUGUAGACAAGGAUGAUGGCCUGAAUGGUGAGAUCAUCUACAGAUUCGCUGAUGAAAACCCCGUGUGGGUCUCACAAUACUUCACCCUCGACGCGGACACAGGUCAGCUGACGCUUGUGUCCAGUUUGGAUCGUGAGACACAAGACCGGUACAACCUAACAAUAGUUGCCGAGGACAAAGGCGAGAAGCCAUUGUCCUCCCGCAGCUACAUCAUGGUGGAGGUUACCGACGUCAACGAUGAACCACCCCGCUUCAAACAGAAAAAAUACCUGGCCUCAGUUAACGAGGACGCAGCCCCUGGUACUGUGAUUUUUGCUGUCAACGCUACCGACAGUGACAUAGAAGACAACAGCCGCCUGACCUUCCACAUCACCGCUGAUGACCCGCUUGGACAGUUCCGUAUCAGUAGCACUGGUGACAUCAUUGUCAAUAAGAUGCUUGACCGAGAAACAAAACCUCGUUAUGUCCUAAUUGUUACUGUCACAGAUGGCAAGUUUGUCUCCCAUGUGAAGGUCAGAGUUGACAUUCUCGAUGCGAACGAUAAUGACCCCAUAUGUUCAAAGAUGUUUGUAGCAAUCUUUAUCAAGGAGGACGAUGCCCCAUCCACAUUCCUCAAAUUGUUCCGGGCCCACGACAAAGAUGAGAAAAACACCAGAAACUCCAGAAUCCAAUACCAUCUGAGUGGCAUGAACUCAGAUAUGUUUAGUAUGGGUGUCCAUACAGGUGUACUGACCAUCAGGAGUCCACUUGACCGAGAACAACAAGAUGAAUACCAUCUUACAGUCCAUGCAGUAGAUGGUGGUGGUCGUUCUUGCACCACUGAUGUUUUAAUCAGUGUCCAAGACAUCAACGAUAAUGCCCCACAAUUUUCCAUACCUCUCAGGAAUGUCUCUAUCCCUGAAGAUGCCCAAAUCAAUACUUUGAUUACGCGUCUAACAGCAACUGACCGAGAUGCUGGUGUUAGUAAAGAAAUCAAGUUCCGUCUGAAGAACCCUGAAGACGAUUUUCUCAACAUCGAUGAGAAAUCUGGAAUUAUCAGCCUUGCUAAGACUCUGGACCGAGAGGUGAAAGACUUUUACAGCGUUGCUGUUAUAGCUUAUGACAAGGGAUUCCCUCGUAUGUCUUCUACUGCUACCCUCAACAUCCAUUUACUCGAUGUGAAUGACAACCCCCCAGAAUUCGAGCACACCAUGUACAAAGGCGAGGUCCGUGAAGACAUUGGCAUUGGUAGAGUAUUGCAGGUGCUUGCUGCAAGCAAAGAUGUCGGUGUAAAUGCAGAAAUAUCAUAUCACAUUAUUGCAGGCAACGAACAACACCGGUUCAAGAUUGACAAAACCACAGGCGUCUUAUAUGUCAACAAACCUCUUGACCAUGAACUGACCCGAGAAUAUUUCUUGACAAUCGAGGCCCGAGAUGGAGGAACGCCAUCGUUAAGCAAUACGGCAGUGGCAGCAAUCAAUGUCACUGACAUCAACGAUUGCCCUCCACACUUCUCGCAAGACGUCUAUUCAAUCCGGCUUCUUGAAUCCGAACCCGUUGGUAAUACAAGCCUGAGAAUCGUGGCAGCUGAUGCAGACAGUGAACCAAACGCUAUGAUUACCUACAUUAUCAACAGUGGUGACAUAGCUGACCAGUUUGACAUAGAGCAGACCUUUGGGUAUCUAAGCAUCAAGUCUGCAUUGGACAGAGAGAAAAUUUCCAGCUACAACCUCGAAGUCCUUGCUGUGGACAGUGGCUAUCCUCAGCUGACCGGUACAACAACACUCUCUAUUGAAAUACAAGACAUUAAUGAUUGUCCACCACGUUUUAGCCAGCCUGCAUAUUCUGUAGCUGUUCAGAAAAACUCUUUGGUCGAGGAUCGUCCAACAGGUUUCGACAUCUUAACAUUCGAACUCACUGACGAUGAUUUGCCACCAAAUGGUGCCCCGUUCUCGUUUGACAUUAUCUCAGGUGUUGGUAAAGAGAGGUUUCGAGUGGACAAUGAAGGCAAGCUGCUUACUGUCCGAGACCUCAACCAGAGCAUUAAGGACCGCUAUGAACUGACUAUUAGAGCCUUUGACAGUGGAAGCCCUCCUUUGUACUCCGAUGCAACUGUGACCAUUGAGGUAACUGAGGAGAGUACAGUGCCUCCCAAGAUAUCCAACCUGAAAAUCUCAAUCAACUCCUAUCAAGACAAAUUCCCGGGUGGGAUCAUUGGAAAAGUUUCUGCUGAAGACCCAGACAUUCAUGAUUCCCUUAAAUAUAGUAUUGUCUCUUCGAAUCUUCAUCUAUUUGAUAUUCAUGAGAACGAUGGCCGCAUUAUUGCGAAGCCAGGUCUAGAUGCUGGCCGGUAUGUCAUUGAUGUGAAAGUCUCAGAUGGUAGGUAUGAUUCUUACGGCCAAGCUAACGUCGACGUCAGCGUUACCACUGAUGAAAUGGUCAAGAAUGCUGUAACCAUUCGUCUUGGUAAUAUCCAAGCUGAUGAUUUUUUGAGGCAGCAAUCUAGAAACUUCAUCAAGGUCUUGAAGAACGAAUUAUCCGUUCGGGCUAGAGACAUUGAAAUAAUCAGCCUGCAACCUGCUGACAUCAGUACAGGUGCACAGAGCAGGCGUAAGAGGUCUACAUCCGAAGAUCUUGAUGUUUUGUUUGCUGUGAGGAUGUCUCAUAAUAGUUUCAUCCGCGUAAACACACUACGAAGGAAAGUUCAGAAUGCUACCCCUAAAAUACAGUCAGCGCUCAACCUGAAAGUUAUGAAAGUAUUUAGUGAUGUCUGUGAGAAGGACACGUGUGAUACAGGAUCAUGCGUUGGCUUUGUGGACUUUGACAAGGAAAACCCUAUUGUUACUGAGAUUGGCGAACAAAGUUUUGUCUCACUGAAGUACCGGUACACUUAUGAGUGUAAAUGUCUUGAUAACAAAUGUAUAUGGGACCCAGACCCCUGUAUUGGUCACCAAUGUCCACACUACAAAGUGUGUAAAGCUUCUGAUGUGUCUGGGCCACAGUGUGCCUGCCCAGGGGGCAAGACUGGGCUGUACUGUGACAAGGACUUACCCCCAGACUGUGCUCAACAUGGAUGUUAUCAUGAUAAUAAACCUUUAACAUUUGCUGGUCGUAGCUUCGCUCGAUGGACGUUGGUGGAUAAACACGGCUUUGAAAACAGAUUAAGUGUUUCCUUGAGGAUAAAGACUCACCAGAAAAAUGCCAACCUCAUGUUUGCUAGUGGUUCUGUGGAUUAUAGUAUUCUUGAGCUGGACAAUGGCAUGGUACAGUACAGGUUUGAAUGUGGCAGUGGUGUUGGAAGAGUGCAGCUACCCAGGAAAAUCAGUGAUGGUGAAUGGCACACCAUAUUUGUUGAGCGCUUAGGCAAGACAGCUACAAUCAACCUGGACGGCCGUUACACGGCAUGGUCGAGCGCUCCGGGUGAACAUGAUGUCCUCAAUCUGGGCAGCAACAACAUUUAUUUUGGCGCCGAAGUCGAGACAUUCCCUAACGGUUACCGCAACAUCAAGCGGGGCUUCGAAGGGUGCAUGGAAGACCUGCGCCUACACAACAUCCGUUUGCCAUUCACUGAUCGCAAUGCUGUAGCCACCUCACAGGAAUUUCAUAAGAUUGAGUUUAACUGCAAGAACAUGUGGGAGAAAAAUGAAAAUGAUCCUUGUUCCAACUUCCCAUGCCUCAAUGGCGGUCGGUGUAUCCCAUCCAGCCACAAGAGCUACACCUGUGUGUGUGGUUCACGUUUCCAAGGACUGAAGUGUGAAGUCGAUACCAAUCCAUGUGCAGAUAACCCAUGUCUAAAUGGAGGUACCUGUCGUAACAACCCUGUUUUACCCAAUGAUUUCUGGUGUAAAUGUGUUGGUGGACUUAAGGGACGACGUUGUGAAUAUGGCCACCACUGUGCUGUCAAUCCUUGCAGGAAUGGUGCCAAUUGCAUUGAAGGACCAGACAAACCUAUUUGCCAAUGUGUUGGACUUUAUGAAGGCCCACUUUGUCAAUAUGAGUCUGAUAAGUGUGCCAACAACCCUUGCAAGAAUGGUGGCACCUGCUACAAUGGACCUGGCACUUAUUUCUGCAACUGCAGCAUUGACACAGUCGGAACGCACUGUGAAGAAAUCCUUCUUCCAAAUAUCUCAUCUAAUAAACAUGGAAUCACAGAGAAUGAAAUCUUCAUCAUAAUUGGUGCCUUAGCAUUCCUGAUCGUAAUAGUAAUCAUUCUGAUUGCCAUUCGAUUCUGGUACCAGAAGAAGCAAGCUCAUCGCCGGAUUCUUGCCCCAAAUCCCCGCUUGGCCAACAACGUGAUCAUGGGUGACCCUGAUGAUCUGAAACAUUCCAAACUCAGCAACCCAGACCUGCACCUCGGCAUAUCACACUGCCCACCCAGCCCUCAA